GAGAACCUGAGAAUCCUGAAGCAAGAGAGAGACAUAAAGAAGUUUGGGGACAAGCUAAGUGAAUUGAUUCAGAAGAAGACCCUGAUCAGAUCCUUCGCUAGGAUUGCUGGAGUGGAGGAAGAGGAAGUUUUUCAGAGGUUCUCGCAGCAAGUGACUGAUGAGUCACUCAAACCAUUCAUGAGCAUAAAGAAGAAGCACGAGACCGCAGACGAGUGGAAGAGCUACGUGGAGCUAUGCAUUUCGGGGGAAGCAAUUCAGAGGGUGGAAAAGUUUCCAGAAACAGGUCUUGAUGUUCAUACCAUUUUAGGAAACCACAUGGAAAUUCCAAAAGGCGCAUUUAUACACCCUCUCCAUGCUGCGGAUGCCGGAGAUGUUGAGAAAUAUCUCCUGGGGCUCCAUGCGCAUCAAGGUCGUUGUGAAGCAGAAAAGAAUAUCCCCACCGCCUUCUGUGUUGAUGAUAUCAAACACGCUGCAGAGAUCCGGGACUCCCUCAGAAGACAGGAACUGAAAACCGAUGUCGCCAUUUUGCAUAAGACGGAAUGUGAAGGAGAACUUUUCAAGCACCAGCACACCUAUGUGGUGAUUGGAGCUAGGCACAGGAUUGCUCUUCCAACAUCUGUGCUCACGAGGAAGGAGUUUCUGGAAUCUUUUCAAAAGCCCAACUGCUGGCUCCUGUCGAACAUCCGAGACUUGAGAAAAGGAGAACUUCCUCCUCAGAUGAAGCUGGUCACCCUUGUUGAUUUGAAGUUUGAGUCCCAGGGGAGUAGCGGAGACACAGAGACAUCCAUUGAGCUUCUUCCUGGCAUUGAAUUGGAAACGCAAACUGAGGACAUAGACAUGGGAGACAAGACAUGGGAGAAUUUCGAUCUCGAAAUGUCUCCAGAUAUUCCAGCAGAGUGUGACAUUGAAAAGGGGGCUAUCAGAGGAAAAUUCGAGUUGGGUCAAGGCACUAUAGAUUUCAUGGCAAUGCCUUCAAAAGGGUAUGGAACGGCAAUGAGCCAGAAACACUACUUCAAGGAGACUGAUGAGCUUUGAAGUAUCAAUGGAAUAAGUCUUCCAACCGUGUUGCCAUUUUACAGGGGUGAAUGACGACGUAGGAGAUUGGGAGUCACAUGGAGGCAGAGAGAACGAGGAUCAGUUGUGACCUUCAACCGUUGAUUUUAAAAACUGAAGCAAAUGAUAUCCCAUUGGCCUUCGAGUGAGCCAAAGUUUAGUGUGGGAUUGAACUCGGUGCCCCCAUUUUAUUAUGUGUCUAG
Molecule: messenger RNA, 1256 nt
Organism: Darwinula stevensoni
Lineage: Eukaryota; Metazoa; Arthropoda; Ostracoda; Podocopida; Darwinulidae
Source: the annotation of a GenBank genome assembly